ACAUUAACGGUAUAAGAGCCAUUGCCCAUGCGCCUAACUGAUCUGGUUGCUACAGAAACAAAGCUAUUGCAAAACUAGUUUAACUGUCUUUGUUACUUCCACUUGGCAACGUUGCAAUAGUGCAAUCCAAACAUGGCGUUGAAUAGUUAACGUGUAGUGAUAUGCGGACAAUAAGUUUUAGCCUUUUAAAAUGUCCAGUACCCCAUCCAGUCGUAGGAAUGGUGCACAAAAGAUUCGAUUAACGAUAUUAUGCGCCAGAAAUCUUGUGCGGAAAGAUCUGUUCCGACUUCCUGAUCCUUUCGCCAAGAUAUCUGUGGACGGAAGCGGUCAGUGUCACUCUACGGAAACUGUAAAGAAUACUCUUGAUCCCAAAUGGAACUCGCAUUAUGAUUUGUACAUUAGCAACAGUGACACUAUCACUAUAUCAAUUUGGAAUCACCGGAAAGUGCACAAGAAACAAGGCAGUGGAUUCCUAGGAUGUGUCAGGAUAGUAAAUUCUCUAAUUCAAAGACUCAAAGAUACAGGAUAUCAAUGCUUAGAUCUUGGAAAAGCAUCCCAAGAUGACAGUGAGCCUGUGAAGGGGCAAAUUAUAAUUUCCUUACUAUCACGCGAUGGCCCUUGCGGUGGAACGCCCGUGGCUAUUGUUGGCCCUUUGGGAGAUCUGCAUAGCCCACAAGAAGCGGCGAGUCCAUUGAACGAAACAUGCGACGAUCUGCCCGCUGGUUGGGAGGAGCGUCGUACGCCAAACGGACGGCCGUAUUACGUGAACCACUUGACCAGAUCUACGCAGUGGGUGAAACCCUCCAUGGCCAAGGUAAGGGGCGUGCCGAGAGGAAACCGGCAGUUGACUCCUUCGAACGUGCAUCAUAAUGAAGCUGGAGAUAACAAUAAUGUAGAGAAUAUCAGAUCAGCAGAACAGUUAAACAACAAUAACAAUAAUAAUAACGGCAAUAACUCUACGGAAACAGUACAAUCGUCGACAGUUCCCAGUUCUAGCGCGACCUCGCCUAUUACUCCCCAGAAAGAAUCGGUGGUUCACGCCGCACCCGCAGAAGGAAAUACAGCUGACCCCAGGACGUUUCCCGCCACGCCUACAACAGCGAUAGUACCUGCUCCUAACAUCAUUUGCAAUGGCUCUAACAACAAUCCGGCUGUUUCGAGUAGCACUACACCUAGCACCAGCGUACCUGCACCCACACCAACCACUAGCCCCAACAAUAAUUUAACACCGACGACGGCAGUUGCUCAGAACGUGGCCAGCCCUCAGAGAGCAGCUACGAGAGAGCGGCGGCCCAGGGCGAACGACAGAGGAGAUGGUAGCUACAGGAGGCGAUCGGCACGAAACAGGAACUCGUUGAACGCUUUACAGGCCGUAGCCCAACAGGUUACAGUCGCUAACGGAACAUGCGGCAAUGGCAAAAUGGACCUGCCUCCGGGAUACGAACUACGGACGACCCAGCAAGGUCAAGUGUAUUUUUAUCACAUCCCUAGCGGCGUUUCAACGUGGCAUGAUCCUAGAAUACCAAAAGACUUGGCGUCGCUCAGUUUGGCAUUAGAUCACCUCGGACCUCUUCCGCCGGGCUGGGAAAUGAGGCAGACAAAUUCAGGAAGGAUAUACUUUGUGGACCACAACAAGCGCACCACACAAUUCACGGACCCGCGACUGAACACUCAGAUUUUGAACAAUCUGCUGCGGCGACUGAACAACAAUGCCGCCUCUACAACGACGAUAGCGUCGCCUGCAGCGACCGGCGCAACAACUACCGUUCCGACCAUCACGACUACCACCACGACCGCAUCUACCACCUCGGGCGUGCCCACGGACACAACCACGGCACCCGCAGCAUUUUUGGCUAAUGGACAAGCGACAUCCCAAGCUCCAACGAGUCCCAGAACGCGAGCUGCUAGUAGUGUCCCCUCCGAUGAUCUACCUCAGGGCCUAAUCAAUGAGGGCGAACAUCUGCCUAGGUACCGACGAGAUCUGGUGGCUAAAUUGAAAGUCCUGAGAGCGGAGCUUCAAGCGUUGCAACCACAAAGUGGUCAUUGCCGACUAGAGGUGUCUAGACAAGAAGUUUUUGAGGAGAGUUACAGACUAAUAAUGAAAAUGCGACCAAAAGACAUGCGAAAACGACUGAUGGUGAAAUUCCGCGGUGAGGAAGGUCUGGAUUAUGGGGGCGUGGCUCGCGAAUGGCUGCACUUGCUGUCCAGGGAGAUGUUGAACCCGCAGUACGGACUGUUCCAGUACAGUAGGGACGAUCACUACACGCUCCAAAUCAACCCGGAUUCGUCCGUGAAUCCUGAACAUCUUUCCUAUUUCCAUUUUGUCGGUAGGAUAUUGGGUAUAGCGGUGUUCCAUAACCAUCAACUUGAAGGAGGAUUCACCUUGCCUUUCUAUAAACAGCUGUUGAAUAAGCCCAUUACUUUGCAGGAUAUCGAAGGAGUUGAUCCUGAACUGCAUAGAAGUCUUACGUGGAUGUUGGAAAAUAAUAUUGAUGGUGUGCUAGACACAACGUUUUCUGUUGAAAACAACAGCUUUGGUGUGGUUAAAGUGCACGAGCUGAAACCAGGUGGUGCUGGUAUACCAGUAACAGAGGAUAACAAGAGAGAAUAUGUUAGGCUUUAUGUAAAUUAUAGAUUCAUGCGUGGCAUCGAGCAGCAGUUCCUCGCCCUUCAAAAGGGCUUUACGGAAUUGAUCCCUGCAGCGACGUUACGUCCGUUCGAUGAACGCGAGUUGGAGCUGGUGAUCAGUGGAGUUGGGACGAUCGACGUCGCAGAUUGGCGGUCGCAUACGAGACUGAAACAUUGCACCGCCGACACGCCGGUGGUACGGUGGUUCUGGAAGGCGGUCGAGUCCUACUCGGAGGAGAUGCGCGCUAGGUUGUUGCAAUUUGUCACGGGAAGCAGUCGGGUGCCAUUGCAGGGAUUCAAGGCGUUACAGGGUAGCACCGGUGCUGCAGGUCCGAGGCUUUUCACUAUCCACGUGGUGGAUGUGCCUCCGCAGAAUCUGCCUAAAGCGCAUACUUGCUUCAAUAGGAUAGACAUCCCACCUUAUGAGUCAUAUCAAGUUCUUUUGGAUAAGCUCACCCAAGCAGUAGAAGAGACCUGUGGUUUUGCAGUUGAAUGAGAAUUAUUGAAAGGUUAUUCGUCCCAUAUCAUACUAAAAAGCAGCUGCGAUAAUUCAGAAGUCUGUAGUGAAGACUGUAUGAGUGCCUUCUCUCGCAAACUGCUAUCACUGUUUUCUCAAUUAUCUCACAAGUGCCUGUUAAGCUAGUCAAUAUUUUGCACUGAGCAGUGAUUGCAUAAAAGUGAUCUAAAGCACUAUAAAACUUGGAAAUACUGAACCAUCAUUAUUUAACAGCUAUAAAUUAACUGCUCAAAUGAGAAAAUUGAAUGUGGAAUUUAGAUGCCCUGAUAGUUAUCGUGUUCAUAAACAUUUUUGUGGUUUUCUCUUUAAAAUUAUGCAAAGUAUUACAAAACCUAGAUGUUUACUAAAAGUAAUUCAUGUGAGCAAAUUACAGUUCAGAACUAUAUUUCACAUUACAUCAGAAUGAAAUGUAAUGACUAAUAUUUUUUCUUCAGGCGGAUCACAAAUGUUAAGCAACAGGACAUUAUAUAUUUCGGUUUAUAGUGCAGUAGACUCAUCAGCUGGUAUGCAGUAGCUUGAGGCUUAAAUGUGAAUAUAUUAAAAUAUGACGGUCAAUAGAUUAGCUUCAAGGUACAGUUUCGUUCGUGUUACAAAAAAUUACUUUUCGGAGUAAUUAUCAAAAGUCUAGGGAAGCUAAAUAUACUCCAUUUUGCUGUUUGUUCAUGAGAAGCGGUGCAACAGCUUUCAAUGAUACCACUUGUGAGUCAGCAUGUAAAGAGCAAACACCGCCAACGGUAACGUACAUUGACGUUAUUCAGUGGGUCAAAAAAGUAUUGGCACACUCUAUCUUUUUCUUCAAUCUCAAUAAUGAAAAUAUCAAUUUUUUGAUAUAGUCCGUACCAUGAAUGUUGGCGUACACGUCAUCAUUUGUACAUUUCCGAGCAAAUAGUUUUGAAGUAGGCACUUUCUACCAUAGGCGAAUAUCCAUAGGCGUGCCCCCGGAAAGAGAUUUUUAGUAGUAAAAAUGUACUGUGUCAGGCGGCAAAAAGUAUUUUCUGUAUAUUUCGAAAAUAUUUGCUGCACAAAACGGCAAGUCUUGAUUUAUUGUUAUUUGAAUGCGCGAUUUAAGGAACAUAUUUCAAUUUUGCAGGAAAUGAAGAAAAACAGAAUAUUUUCUGAAAAAGCAUAACAUUGAGAAAAAUAUUGAAAUUUCAGUUUUAAGUUCUAAAAUUAAACAUACUCGAACAUAUAAGGUAAUUAAUAGAUUUUUUUAUUUGUACUGGUAGAUAGCGUAUAUGAACACAAAGUUACGAUGAAUUACCAGGCUCUAUCACACAACAAUUCCUUCAAGCUUUCAUGGGUAGAUUUGACCGAAAUAAAUAUCGCUGUCUUAAAAAUCUUCAUCUGAACUGCUGUCGUCUCCAUUGAUUGUAAUAAUCACUUCUGGCACAUUAUCCAGGAUUCGUUGUCUGUUAUACCAUGCAUCUAUAACUGCCACCGUGUGUGUGACAACAGAGGCCCAUCUUUCAGGAGUACAGUUUUCCAAUACCUUCUGCCACAUGCCUAGCACUUUGUCAGCGCCAUAACCUUCCUCGCCUAUAUGGGUAUCAUAAUAUUGUUUUGCCUGUGCCAAUAUCAGUUCGAUGGCAUUGAACUGGCAGUGGUAUGGCGGUAGUCGCAGUACCUCAUGCCCAUGUUCUCGUAGGUAUUCAUCAACAACAAAUCUUGCAGGCCGAGCAUGUUGCUUGGCCAAUUUUAAGAGUUCACUUUUAAAUUGGUUCCUCUCAAAAUUAAUGUUGUUUCCCUCCAACCACUGUAUGACCUGGGCUUUUGUCCAAGAUGAUAUUGGCUGCUUCUCCACUAAUACACUGUGGCAGGAAGCAUUAUCCAUAACAAUGAGGGAUGGCUCCUCCAAAUUUGGAACCAGCUUCUCUUUGACCCACUUCAAAAAUAUAUCGCCAUUCAUGUCUCCAUGAUAAUCUGCCAGUUUUGAGGCAGUGCCAUAGAUGAGUGAAGCAUUCUCCACGAACCCCCCACUGUGACCAGCAUGUAAUACAAUAUAGCGUUUGCCUUCAAAUCCCCCAGGUUUUCGGGUCCCUUUUACGGAUCCGUCCUGCCAGGAUCUCUUCCUGUUCCCUUUUGCAAAAAUCCAUGUCUCAUCUAAGAAAACAACUGUGCGUUUAAAGGGGGAGUUUCCAUUUUCAUUAUAUUUGCGCAGAAAUUCUGCUCUCAAAGCAACGACACUGCUUUUCUCCAUAAGCGCCUUCCGGUUGUCUUCCUGUUUAUAUUGGAAGCCAAUAAGCGGCACAAUGACAUCUUGCUUAUGUCCACUAUUUGUUUGACGUCCAAUUCUUCCUUUAAUGUUCUGAUAGUAAAAUGCCUCUCUGUAAGUAUUAAUACAUAAAUAAAUCGUAUUAAUGGAGACAAAAAUACGUACUUUCUGAGUACAUGUUGUAAAUUGCAUUUUUCACUUCCAUCUUCACAGCGUCUGGUAAGUCUGCUGUUUUUGUUUUUUCCCGGGGCUUAUAUUUUUUUGUUUUGGAGGCAGCUUGAUCUUCCUGGUCUACGGGCUUUCGGUUUUCUUUUGAUUCUCUGAAAAUACGUGACACCGUCCGCAUACUAAUGCCCAUUGCGUGGGAAACACGCUGAAAAUUUAAUUUAUUUAUUUUAUGAUUUAUUAGACUUCGUAUAAUGUCACAUGUAUUAGUGAUAGGCAUGUGAAUAAACUUUUAGGUUCUGUCGAUGGUGAAAAAACCCUACAACUUUUUUUUCAACGUUCGAGAGUUCGAGACGUUCGAGAGUUAAGCUUCGAGAAACCAGAGUUAUUCAUUGUCUGUCUUGAUAGUUUUCUCUCCAUUUGAAAAUGUAAUAUAAGAUAUAAAAAUUAAAGUAUAAUAUAAUUUUUUAAUACAUGUGUAACAUAACAAGAAAAACAUGACGCAAUGAGAAAAAACAACGUGAAACUUUUUUCAAUAAUACAUAUAACCAUACAUAUAAAUAUUACCUCCUGAAUUGCGUCCACAGGUAAUAAGGGCCCAUUAUUACGUUUUUCGCGAUCAAAAUACUUUAGUAGCUUCACCACCAUGUCCCUGGCUACUCCAUCAAGUCUUUUGCCGGGCAUUUUUUAUUCACUUUAUUUACACUAAUUGUAAAGAACAACAAACCGGAAAACGGUGCAAAAAUCAACCGCGCAGGUCUGAACCUUUGCUAUACAAACCGUACGCUCAUGAUCGUCGCUGUCACCGUGACUUACGAUAUAGUGCGACCUACCUAAUAAUACCGUCUUUGUCUAACACAUUGCUGCGUAAGCGGCAACGCUCCCAACUUCUGUCGUAGCACCAGAAAACAUAUGUUAUUGUUAUCCAGUACGGUCGCGCUCACUCGUUAAAAGGAGAUGGCAGAAAAUCUGCCAGUCGUGGAUAAAUGCAUCAAGUGAUGACGUGUAUGCCAACAUUCAUGGUACGGACUAUACCUAGAUUUAUCUGAAACCUAAAUCUAAUUUUUGAUGCCACUAGAUUAGGCAAAGUGAAAAUAAUACAAGAAUAAUAAUAGGAAUUAUGAAUUUCAAGCGUCAAAACAAUAUGGCACAACAAACAAGUAGUCAACAAAAUUUAUUUACAGUUAGUAUUUGUACAACAAUGGCUUUGGGCCAUAAUUGAUGUAAAUGGUAUGAUAACAAAGUACUAACUGUAAAUAAAAUUUAUUAAAAGCUAUUUACAUGUUUUUUAAAUGUACCAAUACUUUUUUGAUCCUUGAAUUUUAUAAUUCCUAUUAUUAUUCUUAUAUUGUUUUUAAUUUGCUUAAUCUAUUGCCAUAUUGGAUGUUAGUUUUCAAAUAAAUGCAGUUUUUCUUAUUGAGAUUCAAGAAAAAAAUGGGGUGUAUCAAUACUUUUUUGACCUACUGAAUAUUUUCAUAGCAGCCAGUGGGAUUCUGUAUCUUUGAAGCUUUAACUGUGCCUAGUACCACAAUACGUACAACAUUAAAGUGCUUAAUGAGAUACUGUUUAGAAUUAUUGCUCACAAUUUUCUCUUUACAGACACCUUGUACACGGUAUGCUGGUUUUGUUCAUAUUUUGCAAAAUAUCCGAAGUCAUAAUGCAAAUAGGUAAUAAUCUCUGUAGUUCAUUUACCCAUAUCGUUAGCUCAAAUACUGAAUUAUCUCGAUAUCACUACUGAGUUGUUAACGAGAGAUGAACAGAAUCAACCUCUAACCACAUAAUAUAAAGCGGACAAAUAUUUUCAGAUUUACUGCAAUCUUUAGGUGUAGAUUAGAUGAUGGCAUAUACAGCACCCGGAACUGCCUUUAAGAUGUCAUACAUCACAAAUAUUUUUUUAAAAUAGAUUUAUCAAUAGUAUCAAUAUCUUAUACGUAACAUACGCGCAUUUGGUUCCAUUUGUUUAUAUUUUACACUGUAGAUAUGAUUUGAGCAAGUAUUGACUUCAUAUUCAUAAUGGGUGUAACAAUACUACUUUUUAACAUUUUAUUGAUUAAAUGAACUAAUUUGCUCAAAAACUUUGAAUAUAGAGUAUUUACAAUGUCCCCUCUAGAUAUAAAAUACAUGUUCUUCGUCUUUUGUAAAAGAUUUAAAUAGAUGUCUUCUAAACAUCUAGUUAAUUUAGCAGUUUAAACAAAUGGAAUCAUUCCAGAUAACUCUACAUAUCUUCUAGCUUUCAUUUUGAUGAUAAAUAUUUCAGAAAAUACUUAGGAAACAUACGUACUAUAUUUGUAAAUAUUUUAAUUAUACAUGGUGUCGCAUUUUCUCCUUUCCACCUAAAUAUUUCAAGACAAAAAAAUCAAUUCGGUUUUCGAUGCAAAAAUGUUGGUGACUUUGACAAUGAUCUUUACUAUGACCUUUGAGGUCAUUUCAAGUGCGAGUGAAUAUUUUUAAAUAGAACCCUUUCUUUUUCAAAUCGGAAUUGAAAUAGGAGUAAAGUUUACGUCCAAGCGGCACCUUGGCGCUUGUCUAUCGCUUGAAAACAAUUUGCUCUAACAAAAAUGUUCGAUAUUACAGUUGCGCGGUUUGUCGAGAUUACCCAAAGGUGAUGAUACUGGAAAUCGAAAAAGCAGGAAAUUUUAUAUCCUAAUAUAAUCUUGACCUCAAUAACUUUCAAGCAUGACUUUCAGGUUAAGAUCACACCCUGCUUUUUCCAUUUCCAAUAUAAAAAUCAGAGGUUUCCUUUGGAAAUUUUGACUUUUACUUGACGACCAUGGUCAAGGCUAUGAUCAAGGUCACUUUUGGGUGAUCACCACAAACAUCAUAACAUGUACUGUUGAAAAUUUUUGCUACCCCAGAUUGUUCCCAAUGUCUUCAUUUGAUCUUGAAAUGACCUUAAAGGCAAUGGUGAAGGUCAUGACCAAGGUGAUGUUCGGACGCAGAAGUUGCUCCUUUGUUCAAUUCCAUCUGAAAAAGGGUGGUUUUCCUUUGAAACUUGACCUUAAGAGCCGUAGUUAAGGCCAUUGUCAAUAUCCCGAUCAUUUCACCCCUCGAAACCCCACAACUUUUGUUCGAAAAUUUCUUUUCUAUGAUGCGCACUUAUCGAACUAUUUAGGUGGGAAGAUUAAAAUGGGACGCCGUUUAUAAUGUCAAUUCAAAGCAAUGUAAAUUUUAGUACCAAAGCUCAAAGAAAUCUGCUUGAUAAAAGGCUGUCAGCAGCUAACGUGGGAAAGCAGAAAUGUGAUUUAUUUAUAAAAUUUGUCUGUACAUUUUUAUGAUUGGAGCUAUUCUAGAUUUGCAUUAGGGAGGGUUGCAAUUCUUUAAAUAGACAAUACCUUUUUUUAAAUGUUUUCGGUGCAUAUCUAUGUGAACAAUAAUUAUUGUAUUAGGCAAGUAUUUUGCUUCUUGUUGAUUUUUUAUAAAAAUGGUACAAAAUACGACAGCAGUGGUUGCGCAUUUGAUUUUUUAUAUUGGUGUGACAGGUGUCCACUUCUAGUACGUUGAGUGUGGGUAAGAGGACUUUGUGCUAAUGUGCUUUCAGCUAUGUACUACAUAGACCAUUUGAAAACCCAUUUUUAAGAUAAAGAUUGAGUCGAAUAAAACACAAGCACAACUAUUAUAGAAUGUAAUUUAAAAAAAAUAUAUUGGGAAGGCUUGAAACGUUUUUUGUCACCUACACUAAUGGAAAAAAUUAGAGGGUCAAAAAUUUUUUUCGAAUUUUUAGUGAUUUUUCAGGAUGCUGGAUCUCAGUGAAAACUGGUCGUAUUGAGAUUUAAGAAACAUAUUUCGAUGCACCAAGUUUCCAGUUUUAAAACCUUUUGCCAAAAUAAUACCACCCAAUUUUGAUGUAAAUUUUUUUGACCCUUCAUUUUUUCCCAUCAGUGUUUUUACAUCUUAUAUCUUGUUUACAUCACACUAAAAAGCAUCUGCAAUACAUUGUAAAUGCAAAAAUCGAAUCAUAUUCGUAUGCGAUUUGUCCGGAUUGCUCUUUCUUCUAUAAUCAGUGGCAUAUAUAGGUAUGUUCGGGGAGGGGCUUCUAGGUCCAAGACAUUAAUUCCCGCUACGGACCUAGAAACACUACCGUUUUUGUCGUUUUUUCUUGCUUUAGUACUAAACUUCGAUAUGUGUGACAAAAUUUGUGUAUGGGUUUUGAAACUUGUAGAUGGUAGCCCCAAAUAUUUUAAACCUGUUUUUAAAGCUUUAAUAGUCACAGCUGCCUCUCAAGUUAUUGUUUACUAAACAUGCUGUUGCGGAUACGCUCGUUCGAAAAAUCGGAUACAGGUUACUGUCUUCGCACGGUGUGUGCCCACGAGGCAGCGUGGUGCAACCAGAAAACGAUUGGAGACAUCUUACUGGUGCAGGUGUUUCACUUGAUCGCUGGGGGCACCAAGGCAGCUUGAUAAAACACAGCAGCACUAGCGCUUGUAGGAUUGAAUCUGCCUUUAACAGUCGAUCCUGGAAUGAAGGAAAUGCUGGUUCGAAUCCCUAAUUUUCUGCCUAUGACGUUGUUGAAAAAUCGUAUACAAGGAAUCACAUGACCCUCCAUUCCAUUUAGAAAAUGUUACAAGAUGGCGCCAAGCAGUCAUUCUGAAAUUUUCCACUGUUAAAAUACAGUCAUGCGUCAAUUUCGCUACUCUACUUUUCAGCUUGCUAACUUUACUCAUUGAAGAAAUAAGUAGGGGGCCCUUCCUGAAGAGUACGGUACUUGUAAUACGAAUAAAAUAUGUGGAACGAAACAUACUUUUCUUUAAAACAAAAAAAAGUCUUUUGAGAUCAUGUUUAAUUUUUAUCAACUCUCCGCCAAUAUUUUUCUAAUCAACGUGCACCUCAAAUAUAUUGAUAAAUACAAGAAAUUAUUUUCACGAAGGUGAAACUUUACGUACUUUCUUCAUAAAAUCACGGUUAUGGUAUUUUCAAGCUCUUCAACGGGUAAACAACGUUUUCUGCGCUAUUUAUUAAAAUUCACCACAUCAAGAAGCUUAAAAAUAUUCAUAUAACUUCUAUGCUUUUCGCUUUACAAGUUGAAAAUAUACGCCACUGUUUACAAUGUAACUGUUCUUAUAUUUCAUGGUUGUGUUAAAUUUCCUUCAGUGGAAUACGAAGCCAUUUUUUAUUCGAGGAAAAGAACACGAGCACAUCACUUUUGCAAAGUUUGUAUUAUCACAGCAUAGUGAAAUCAUUCAAUGCAUCAGAAAAUCUAUUUGCAAUAAUUUUCCAAUGUUUAUCAAAUAUUAAUCCCUCAGAGAAUAUUUAUACCAUAUUUGAACCCUUUACUUCUGUACAUGUUCUUUUACAGAAUCAUUGUGCUUGUUUUGUAAAUUCUGGCAAGUCGUAUGAAAAAUUCUUGGCAUUGAAGAACCAAUUUUGUCAUAUCUAAUUGUUGUUGCCAAUGUUAACUUUGAUAUAAGCAUCCACAUAAGUUUUAAGUUCCAAAACGAUACAUUUUUCUUUGUCCUUGUUGACAAAGUAUAAUAAAGAAAUACUCUUAUUAUGUGUAAAUAUUUGAUUUUGAUUAAUGUUAACGCUACUGUACUAUUUAUUAGUGAUACAUUUUUUGUGGUGUAAUGAUAGG
Acanthoscelides obtectus is the source of this 11091-nucleotide messenger RNA. NCBI's taxonomy places the organism in Eukaryota, Metazoa, Arthropoda, Insecta, Coleoptera, Chrysomelidae. The record is from the annotation of a GenBank genome assembly.